UUCAAGUUGUUGAUGUUUUGUUUGCCGCUGUGUUUUGUUUGGUAUUUAUAAUUUAUUGUUUGUACUAAAUAAAAAAUGAAGGCUGAUCCAGCUCCACCUGGAGAAAAACCUAAAAUUCCAUUACCAACUCUAUCUCAAAUUAAUGCGGACAGAAUAACUCAACUCGCCAGCCAAUACUGGUCUCCACAAACUAAGGACAACCACUUACCUUAUGAUGCUUCUAUUGUGGAGUCUAUCUACCAAGCUGAAAUUCUUGGAUCCAAUUUCUCAGUACGACGGAUCAUGAUGCUGGAGUUCUCCCAGUACCUGGAGUGCUACCUGUGGCCGCACUAUGAGGCGGGCAAGGCGACACACGCGCACAUGAUGUCCAUCAUCGUCAUGAUCAAUGAGAAGUUCCGGGAACGAGUCCAGGCUUGGCAGGCUUUCCUGAAGAAACCAGAGCACUUCCCAGCGUUCUUCGAGCAGGUGCUCCGGGCGAGCGUGGCGGACGACGUCAGCAGCCGCAACAUGCGCGAGCAGACGGGGCUGCUGCUGUUCCUCAACCACUGCUUCGGCAGCAUGGAGGUGCAGCUCUGCAGGGACCGCGUCAAGCGGCUCGUGUCGCUCAGCAUGUGGAUCAGUUUGCAACAAGGCAGGAGAAACCAAGAAUUCAAAGCGGUGCCAAAGUGGAAGAAGUAUUGGCGGGCGAUACAAAAGAAGGACAAACCAGAACUGCUGGAUAAGUUGAACUGGGAAAGGAGGUACUUGCAGCAGCUCAUGAUAAAGUUCAUGAGGAUCCUGGAAACCAUACCGGAGACUGGGGAUGUCGAUGCUAAUGCUGUCAGAUACUGCGAGCGUUUCCUGGAGCUGAUGAUAGACCUGGAGGCGCUGCUGCCGACGCGGCGCUUCUUCAACACCGUGCUGGACGACUGCCACCUCGUGGUGCGCAGCCGGCUGGCAGCGCUCGCGCGCCGACCCGAGGGACAGCUCUUCACUCAGCUGCUGCAAAUGCUGAAAUUCUACGCGCACUUCGAGAUCAGCGACGAGACUGGCGACCCGAUGACAGACCGCGACAUGACUCUGCAGCACUACUCCAGAAUCACAUCAUUGCAGAAAGCGGCGUUUGCGAAGUUCCCUGACCUGCGUCUGUUUGCCCUGGCGAAUGUAGCUAGCGUGGAUACCCGGGAAUCUCUACAGAAACACUUCGGGAAUCUUAGCGACAAGGCGCUGCGGGACAUCGCAACAUAUUUGAAUCUCGUACCAGCAGAAGGCAAAGAAAAGGAGGCGCCAUGGCACAGAGUAGACAAAGAGUUCCUCAAAGAGUUACUGAUAUCUCGCCACGAACGCCGUAUUUCCCAAUUAGAAGAAUUAAAUUCAAUGCCUCUGUACCCCACUGAGGGAGUGAUAUGGGAUGAAAAUGUGGUCCCCACGGAGAUCUACAGCGGGGAGAACUGCCUUGCGCUGCCUAAGCUUAACCUGCAGUUCUUGACGCUGCACGACUAUCUCCUAAGGAACUUCAAUCUCUUUCGCCUUGAGAGCACAUAUGAAAUUCGGCAAGACAUCGAAGAUGCGGUUUACCGACUUGCUCCAUGGCAUGCGGAAGACGGCAGCGUAUUCUUCGGAGGAUGGGCACGUAUGGCGCACCCCAUCACGAGUUUCGCUGUAGUCGAAGUGGCGAAGCCGAACAUUGGAGAGAAGGCUCCUUCUAGAGUGAGGGCCGACGUCACAGUCACCCUCAGCGUGAGGAACGAGAUCAAACAUGAGUGGGAGAACCUGAGGAAGCAUGACGUCUGCUUCCUUAUCACUGUCAGACCUACUCAGGGCAUUGGAACCAAAUACGACUAUAGACAGAGUAUGGUUGAACAAGCUGGUAUAAUAUAUGUGAGGGGUUGCGAAGUGGAGGGAAUGUUGGACGCUGCGGGAAGAGUCAUUGAGGAAGGCCCUGAGCCGAAACCAGAACUCGACGGAGAUUCCAGAACUUUCCGGUUGCUACUGGAUCCUAAUCAGUACAGACUGGAUUUGGACCGCGCCAGCAAAGGCAAUGAGGACGUAUACGAGACAUUCAAUAUCGUGAUGCGUCGCAAACCAAAGGAGAACAAUUUCAAAGCCGUGCUGGAGACGAUUCGCGAGCUGAUGAACACGGAGUGCGUGGUGCCCGAGUGGCUGCACGACAUCGUGCUCGGCUACGGCGACCCGGGGCAGGCGCAUUACACCAGAAUGCCGAAUGAGAUAUCGACCCUGGACUUCAACGACACAUUCCUGGACAUGGAGCACCUGAGGAACAGCUUCCCAGGCUACGAGAUCAAAGUGAAGACCGACGACCCGCGCAAACUCGUUAGACCUUACAAGGUGACAUUCGAGAAUGUAUUGAGGAAACAGCAGCUCGGCGAAAAAGCGAUGGAAGAAGAUGAAGAAAUCAAGUCCAUCGUGGUUGAGCCCCACGUGCAGCCGAAGCGAGGUCCUUACUUAUACAACGAGCCUAAGAAGAACAAUAUCCUAUUCACGCCGACGCAGGUGGAGGCGAUCCGGUCGGGCAUGCAACCGGGCUUGACGCUGGUGGUCGGGCCUCCGGGAACAGGCAAAACGGACGUGGCGGUGCAAAUAAUAUCGAACCUGUACCACAAUUUCCCGUGGCAGCGCACCCUGGUGGUGACGCACAGCAACCAGGCGCUCAACCAGCUGUUCGAGAAGGUGGCCGAGCUGGACGUGGACGAGCGCCAUCUGCUGCGUCUCGGGCACGGCGAGGAGGCGCUGCAGACUGACAAGGAUUUCUCCAGAUACGGGCGAGUGAACUACGUGCUGGCCAAGCGGCUGGAGCUGCUGUCGCUGGUGGCGCGCUUGCAGGACACGCUGGGCGCGGGCGGGGACGCGGGCGCUACGUGCGAGCUGGCGCACCACUUCCACGUGUACCACGUGCGGCCGCGGUGGCUGGCCUUCCUCGACCAGUGUGCCCUGCAGAGCAAAUCUCCGGAAACGGUGAGCAAAGAGUUCCCGUUCCACGAGUUUUUCGAUGACGCGCCCAAACCGCUGUUCCCUGGGAAAUCCUAUGAGGAGGACAUGGAUAUCGCCCAGAGCUGUUACAGGUAUAUCGACCACAUUUUCGAAGAAUUAGAAGAAUUCCGCGCGUUCGAACUCCUGCGCUCGGGGCUGGACCGGUCCAAGUACCUGCUAGUGAAGGAAGCCAAGAUCAUCGCCAUGACCUGCACGCACGCCGCACUCAAACGAUCGGAGCUCGUGCAAAUGGGUUUCAAAUACGACAACAUACUAAUGGAGGAAUCGGCACAAAUUCUUGAGAUCGAGACGUUUAUUCCUCUAUUACUCCAAAACCCUCAAGACGGGCGGUCGAGACUCAAGCGCUGGAUAAUGAUCGGCGACCACCAUCAGCUGCCGCCGGUCGUCAAGAACAUGGCCUUCCAGAAGUACUGCAACAUGGAGCAGAGCUUGUUCACCAGGAUGGUCAGGCUCGGGGUUCCGUACGUGGAACUGGAUGCGCAGGGUCGUGCUAGACCUAGCAUCUGCAACCUGUACCGCUGGCGAUACCGCGCGCUGGGCGACCUGUCGCACGUAACUCGGCAGCCCGAGUACCGCGCAGCCAACGCCGGCCUCCGCUACGACUUCCAGCUCGUCAACGUCGACGACUUCAACGGCGCCGGCGAGACCGAGCCCAGCCCUUACUUCUAUCAGAAUUUGGCGGAGGCAGAGUACGUGGUAGCCGUGUUCAUGUACAUGCGGCUAGUGGGGUGGCCGGCGUCCAAGAUCUCCAUCCUGACCACGUACAACGGGCAGAAGCAUCUCAUCCGUGACGUCAUCGAUAAACGCUGCGCCGACAACCCGCUCAUUGGUCGGCCGCAUAAGGUUACUACCGUGGACAAAUACCAAGGUCAACAGAACGACAUCGCUCUUGUGUCUUUGGUGCGGACUAAAGCUGUUGGUCAUGUGAGGGACCUGAGGCGCCUCAUCGUGGCUGCCUCCAGGGCUCGGCUAGGGCUCUACAUCUUCGCUAGGGUCAACCUUUUCAGGAAUUGCUUCGAGCUACAGCCCACUUUCAAUCAGUUAGUGGAGCGUCCGCUGGAGCUGGAGCUGGUGCCGGGCGAGCGGUACCCGGCGCAGCGCGCGGCGCAGGCGCCGGCGCCGGCCGCGCUGGUGCUGCGCGUGCGCGACAUGCCGCACAUGGCGCGCUACGUCUACGACCUCUACCUCGACACCGUGCGCGCCGCCGACCACCGACAACGGCCCGGCCCUAGCACGUGGUCUGCGCCGGGUACAGAGUCUGCAGCGCGCCCCCAGCAGCCGGAACACUUCGUGCCCUCCCAUCCCGGGGCCGCCCCCGACAGCGACGACGAGGACUUCACACCCACGCAGAUCGUCAACGAAGUCGAAGAAACACCUCAAACUUAAUACGUAAUUUUCUGACAUCUCUCCAUCACCUUGUAAAUGUGAACAUUAUAGGUAAACAUAAAACCCGCUUCAUACAAGGUAAGACGUUUUAAAACAAUUGAUUUGAAGUAACAGUAUACAAAAUCACCGUGUAUGAAUCGGGUCUUCCGUCUUUCUUUAGUGUAUCGUGUUCUGUUGCGAUUUAGUGAGAAUGUGUACAAUUGUGUAUGAAGUAAUAAAUAAAUAAUUUAAGUUCUC
Molecule: messenger RNA, 4614 nt
Organism: Plodia interpunctella (Indianmeal moth)
Lineage: Eukaryota; Metazoa; Arthropoda; Insecta; Lepidoptera; Pyralidae
Exons: 27
Coding region: 76-4377 (1433 amino acids)
Biological process (GO): mRNA splicing, via spliceosome
Cellular component (GO): catalytic step 2 spliceosome
Molecular function (GO): helicase activity; mRNA binding
Source: RefSeq, a predicted model, not a curated record